Molecule: messenger RNA, 1450 nt
Organism: Erythranthe guttata (spotted monkey flower)
Lineage: Eukaryota; Viridiplantae; Streptophyta; Magnoliopsida; Lamiales; Phrymaceae
Product: plasmodesmata-located protein 2
Biological process (GO): transport of virus in multicellular host; plasmodesmata-mediated intercellular transport
Cellular component (GO): plasmodesma
Source: RefSeq, a predicted model, not a curated record
CACUCUACUCUAUUAUCAAAAGGAACAUUGAAGUACAGCUCUUCAUGUGUACAGCAAAAAAAUGUCUCUGCAAAUAGAUAUAGAUAGACACACACUAUAGUGUGAAACCCUCCUCUGUAUGAACUGAAUGAAUCCUUACACUAUACAUACAUAAAUACCUACAACCACCAUUGUUGUUUCCGAGGUUUUAAAGAUUAAGUUUUUUCAGAUUCUUGAUUUAACUAUGGUUUAUUAAACCCAUCAAGAUUCAACCAAUGGGUUCACAAAGAAACCACCCAUUUUUGCUCCUCCCCUUUUUUCUAAUUACCAUCCUCCACCUCACCCCGCCGUCCCACUCCGCCGCCGCCGCCGCCGCCGCCGACUACACCACCGUGGUCUACAAGGGCUGCGCGAACCAGUCACUAUCAGAUCCAACAGGUGUAUACUCACAAGCACUCUCAUCCCUCUUCGGAACCCUAAUCGCCCAGUCGUCGAGCUCCAGGUUCUUCAAGACCACCGCCGGCGGCGGCCAGACCACCAUCACCGGCCUCUUCCAGUGCCGCGGCGAUCUGUCGAACGUCGACUGCUACACCUGCGUCAGCGGCCUCCCGGUGCUGAUAGACAAGCUCUGCGGCCGCCCCAUCGCCGCCAGAAUGCAGCUCCUCGGCUGCUACAUGCUGUACGAGGUUUCCGGCUUCGCCCAGAUUUCCGGGAUGGAGAUGCUGUACAAGAGCUGCAGCGCGACCAACGCCGGCGGCGCUGGAUUCGAGGAGAGGAGGGACACCGCUCUCUCUUCCCUCGAAAAUGGGAUGAGCGGCGGCGGCGCCGCCGCAGGCGGCGGCGGAGGCGGGUUUUACGCGACGAGCUAUGAAUCGGUGUAUGUAUUGGGGCAGUGCGAAGGUGAUGUGGGAAGCUCCGACUGUGUGGAGUGUGUGAAGAAUGCAGUUCAGAAAUCUCAGGUGGAAUGUGGGAGCUCUGUUUCCGGUCAAAUCUAUCUCCACAAGUGCUUCAUUAGCUAUAGAUAUUAUCCGAACGGCGAACCGAAGAAAUCGGGUUCCGCUUCGUUUACUUCUCCUUCGUCUUCGUCGUCAUCGACUUCUUCAGGGUCAGGGUCAAAUACAGGAAAGACAGUGGCUAUAAUAGUAGGAGGGGCAGCAGGAGUGGGGUUUUUGGUCAUUUUCUUGCUCUUUGCAAGAAAUUUAACAAAGAAAAAAGAUGAUUAUUGAGAGAGAAAUAUAUAGGAGAUGUGUAUGUAAUGUAGCAUCUCCCAUUUUGGUAAGAAAGAAAAUUACUUGUCUUUUUACUAUUACUACUAAAAAGAAAAAGAAUUAUCUUUAAUUAAUUUUAAUUUGAAAAAAAAAAAGAUAAUGUAUUGGUUUUGGUUGUAAAGAGAAAAUGGGAGAGUAGCAGCAGAAAUUUUUGGCCUUGUUAUAUCUUUUUGCCAUGUGAUUAUUUGUCUUUUUACUUCAAA